Molecule: messenger RNA, 965 nt
Organism: Pelagomonas calceolata
Lineage: Eukaryota; Pelagophyceae; Pelagomonadales; Pelagomonadaceae
Source: the annotation of a GenBank genome assembly
GCAGCCCCGAGUCAGCAUCGACGUACGCAGCGCAUUCGUGCAAUUAGCGGGGUGCAACAGCAGGACACACAUUGCAGACAUUGCAGAACCACUGCACAGCAGCACGCAGCGCAACAGCAGCGCGACGCGACAGUGCAGCUGCAAUGGCCGUCCGCACACGGCGACAAAGGCAGCAGGAAGAAGAAAAAAAGCAAAAGCGAUUGCCCUACGCCGCCGCCGCAGCCAUCGCAGCCGUCGUCGCGGCCCACUACUACAACGCGACCGUCAUCCGGUCCGACGACCUCGGCACCGGGACGAUGUUCGACCGCAUCGCGCCGCACUACGACAAGGCCAACGAUUUUAUGUCUCUAGGGUUGCACCACGGCUGGCGCGAGGCGUUGAUUGCUGGGCUGGACAUAUCAUCGAAUGACAAUGCGUUGGACCUCGCAACCGGGACCGCGGACGUGGCCAUCCUGCAAGGAAAACGCGGCGCGACCGUUCUGGGUGUUGACCCUUCCAAAAACAUGUUGGACAUCGGCCGCGGAAAAGUUACCGAAGCGGGGCUCGACGAUGUCGUAACGUUGGAGUUGGGCGACGCCACCUCCCUGAACCUCAAUUCGUCGAUCUACGACAAGAUCACGAUCAGCUUCGGGAUUCGGAACAUCCCCGAUAUUGAUAGUGCCCUGCGCGAGAUGCGGCGCGUCUCUAAACAAGGCGCAUUGUUGGGCGUCUUGGAAUUUGCGCUGCCCGAGUCUGGUUUGUUGGCGCCCGUCGCGCGCGCCUUCGUUUCCGUGGUUGUGCCCGUGCUCGGCGCGGUCCUGUCGGGCGCCCGGUUCGACGAGUACGCGCAUUUGGCGCGGUCCAUCGCGGAGUUUCCCUCGCCUGACAAGUUUCGCGAACGCAUCGCGGCCGCGGGCUUCGAGGCGCGGGAACCGCAGUUGUUUGCCUGCGGUGCGGUUGUCUUGUACGUGGCGACGGCGGUGUAA